Messenger RNA from Galdieria sulphuraria, 2184 nucleotides. RefSeq names its product tubulin. Lineage: Eukaryota; Rhodophyta; Bangiophyceae; Galdieriales; Galdieriaceae. Bases 756 to 2087 code for a protein of 443 amino acids. The record is from RefSeq and is a predicted model, not a curated record. Gene Ontology annotation, cellular component: cytoplasm; microtubule. Gene Ontology annotation, biological process: microtubule cytoskeleton organization; mitotic cell cycle. Gene Ontology annotation, molecular function: GTPase activity; structural constituent of cytoskeleton; GTP binding. The transcript has a single exon.
AAGAUCUUUCUUACUGUUGCAUAAAGGUUGUCAAAUCCAAACGGGGAAAUCAAGAGUUUCAAAAGCCGUAGACAGACAUGAGAGGAGGAUUGAAUAGUGUUCGGUUCCGAAAACUCUGUCAAGAAUAGCAGUAAAUUUUCCUGUUGCAGGAUAACAACUCCGUCCAAUCUAUCCAAUGUUAUAUUCCACCUUCACUUUAUUACAUUCAGUCUGUAUUGCCAGCUUUUUCUAAAGAGUGGACAUAGGUUUUCUUUGCUUUUGAAGUGUCGUCCUCUUCCAAACAGUAAAUCAUACGAAGCUGACAAGGUUGAGGCUUUACUGAGUUCAUAGUUGAUCAAAUAUUGAAGAAACGCUUUAUAGAACAUCUGACUCCACAGUUAUCCUGCAAGAUAAAGUAGAGAAUUUGAAGCUAAAUUCUCAUUUAGAAAACUGAGUCUAUUUGGAAAGUUGGAAAGAUGAGAGAAGGGGGUUGUAAAAUAUAGAAGUGGAUCGAUCGCUGAACACAAAUAAUUGUCUUUGUAGAAGAUUGUGAUGAGUGAGCAACAGACGUUCCGAUUUCAAAUUCAAAUAUUUGAAAAAGAGGAGGACCAGUGGAAAAAAAUCCAACCCGCCAAAGUACGUUGGCAUUACGUCCAAUUUAAAUCUCUUUCUUUUGCAUCCGAAAUUCCUUUCAAAUUAUUCCUUUGAUUGGCGGUGAACUUGUCAGCGAACUUUGUAGUCCUUGUGCAAUAGUUGUACAGUAAUCAUUAAGAAAAAUGAGAGAGAUUGUUCAUGUACAAGCAGGUCAAUGCGGUAAUCAGAUUGGUUCAAAAUUUUGGGAAGUGAUUUCUGGAGAACACGGCAUCAAUCCAAACGGAACAUAUGAAGGCAACUCUCCUACGCAGUUAGACCGUAUCAAUGUCUAUUAUAACGAAGCAACUGGCUCGAGAUACGUUCCUCGCGCUGUUUUGGUGGAUCUUGAACCGGGAACUAUGGACUCAGUGAAAGCUAGUACCUAUGGAAAGCUUUUUCGACCAGAUAACUUCGUAUAUGGUCAAAAUGGAGCAGGCAACAAUUGGGCUAAAGGUCACUAUACAGAAGGUGCUGAGUUGAUUGACAAUGUACUGGAUGUAGUAAGGCGAGAAGCAGAGUCUUGUGAUUGCUUACAAGGUUUUCAAAUUACACAUUCUCUUGGUGGAGGUACUGGCUCUGGCUUAGGAACUCUUUUAAUAUCUAAAAUCCGUGAAGAAUAUCCUGACAGAAUGAUGGGAACUUAUUCUGUUGUUCCUUCUCCAAAAGUAUCCGAUACCGUUGUGGAACCUUACAACUGUACUCUAUCUGUUCAUCAACUGGUAGAAAAUGCAGAUGAAGUUUUUUGUAUUGACAAUGAAGCACUGUAUGAUAUUUGUCUUCGAACACUGAAACUUAGCAGUCCCAGUUACAGCGACCUCAAUCAGCUAGUAUCCGCAGUCAUGUCCGGAAUAACAUGUUCGUUGAGGUUCCCUGGACAACUUAACGCAGAUUUACGAAAGUUGGCUACUAACUUGAUUCCAUUUCCUCGACUGCACUUUUUCAUGAUUGGAUUUGCACCCUUGAGUGCUCCAGGUUCUCAACAGUAUAGAUCUGCCAGUGUUUCUGAACUGACGCAGCAAAUGUUUGAUGCGAAGAAUAUGAUGGCUGCUUGUGAUCCUCGUCAUGGUCGCUAUUUAACUGCUGCAGCUUAUUUCCGUGGGAAUAUGUCCACUCAAGACAUCGACGAUCAAAUGUUUCAUAUUCAAAAUAAGAACUCUUCCUAUUUUGUAGAAUGGAUUCCUAAUAACAUUAAGAGCUCGUUGUGUGACAUUCCGCCUUUAGGAAUGAAAAAAUCUGCAACUUUUGUCGGCAACUCUACAUCUAUUCAAGAACUAUUUCAACGAGUUGGUGAACAAUUCACUGCCAUGUUUCGCCGCAAAGCAUUCCUUCACUGGUAUACUGGUGAAGGCAUGGAUGAAAUGGAAUUCAGUGAAGCAGAAAGUAACAUGAAUGAUUUAGUAUCAGAAUAUCAACAAUACCAAGAGGCUACUGCUGAGGAUGACUUUGAUAUAGAGUUGGAAGAAGAGACCUUCUAGGAAUACGACUCGAGUCUAUUGAACGCUUUUUUAGACCUCAUGUUGAGUUUCAUUCGUUACACUUUUUCAAACACUGGAUAAAGACAAUUUUUUUCAA